AUGCCUCCAAAGCAAGAGACUCAUUCCGAAAGGAUCUCUGCUCUCGAAGGCCAGAUCGGUGGCUUCUCGACUGCGAUCGACGAGCUGUGUGAUGCGACGACGAAGAGUGAACGAUCGAUCCUGGAGGCGUCAGCAAAGAAUGAUCGGAACCGUACACCUAAUGGAAGCGAAGGAAGCCCGAGAACUGCAGAACCGCUCAGAUAUGAAAAAGGGAUACUACAAGUACCAGAGAAGGCGAUACCUCUCAGAUCUGCGGAGCUGAGUACUCCAUCUUACCAUGGAGUAUCUUCGGGGUAUUCACCUCAACAGAAGAUCGAGUCACCUCCGAAGAAGCUGGAACUACCGGAUUUUGUAGGUAAAAAUCCCGAUGAUUGGAUAUUCCGAGUGGAGAAAUGCUUUUCGGUGAACCAAACGGAGGAGGAUGAGAAACUCUCACUAGCUAUGGCGAGUAUGGUGGGGGGAUCGGUUACGUGGUUGAGGAUGAUACAUGACCAUGAAAAGCCGAGUGAUUGGGGUGAUUUCAAGAAUAAACUGCGAAGGCAUUUCAAGGCAACCCGGGGAGGCACCAUCGUGAGUCAGAUGUUGCGACUGAGGCAGACGGGAACGGUGUUGGAGUACCGUGAGCAGUUCGAGGAGCUGUCAGCGGAGGUUCCUCAUGUCCCAAAUGAUGUGUUGGAGGAGAUCUUUUUGCACGGGAUGAAGAGGAGCUUGAGGGAACAAGUCGUCAGGCUUAGACCUCUGGGAAUGGAUGAGAUUGUGGAGAUGGCCCAGAUCAUUGAGGUGCAGGAGAAUGAGCGGAGUUCAUAUCAAUCGAGGUCCUUUCACCGUACGAACUCAGCUCCAACUCUCCAUAACCACCAGCGGAGCAGCUCAAACUCGUCUGGGGGGAAGCAGAGUGAAACAACACCCGCGAGGAAAUCCUUCGACUCUCAACAUGACAAUAAGGGUUGUGAACAGAAGAAGACAAUCCACAACCCCUGUCGUCAUUGUGGUGAAAGAUUUUUCUCGGGGCAGAAAUGUAAAGUCUUUCAGAAGUACAAAUGCCUUGAAAUAGAGGAGGAAUCUGAACGAGAUGAGGAGUUAGAUGGAGGUUCAGAAGAAGAAGAAGAACCUCAAAAGCAACAAGAACUUCAGGUUCUAUCUCUCAUGUCUAUGGUAGGAAUCACUACUAAGAAGACGUUGAGGAUAAGAGGUUAUAUCGGGGAUGCGGAAGUAGUGGUGCUCAUUGAUUCUGGUGCGUCGUGUUACUUCAUAGCCACACAGCUAUUACAGAAGUUGGGGCUGCCAGUAACACCUAUUCAGGAGUUUGGAGUAGCUAUUAGAGAUGGAAGGGUUCUCACCAGCAGUGGGAAGUGUGAGGACGUGAGAAUUAACAUUCAAGGAGUGGGAAUUCGAGAAGAGUAUUUGGUGUUUGAUUUGGGAGCUACAGAUAUGGCAGGAGAUCCGGACUUGCUCUGUGCUCAAGUAUCCUUGAGGGCGAUAGAGAAGUUAUGCGAGAAAGAAGACGGGGUGUAUCUGCUAGAGUUACAAGCUUUAUUUGACAAUGGGGAAACAACAGAUAAGGCGGUUGUGACAGUUCCUGCUAUCAAGAAGUUGCCGAAGGAGUACAACUCAGUGUUCAACAUGCCUAGUGGCUUACCUCCCAAGAGGUCACGAGAGCAUGCAAUCACACUGCAAGAGGGAACUUCACCCAUUAACAUUCGACCCUAUCGCUACUCCCAUCUACAGGAGAACGAGAUUGAGAAGGCUGUUAACAAGAGUACAAUACCUGAUCGUUACCCAAUUCCUGUCAUUGAAGAGCUAUUGGAUGAGUUAGCAGGAGCUUCGAUCUUCUCCAAGCUAGACCUCAAAUCUGGUUACCAUCAGAUAAGAUUUAAGGAGAAUGAUGUGGGUAAGACAGCUUUCAAGACGCACGAGGGUCACUACGAGUUCCUAGUGAUGCCGUUCGGUCUCACUAACGCACCGGCUACUUUCCAGUCUGAACACAGCUUCUAUGCUAAUGAGAAGAAGUGUGCAUUUGCACAAAAAGAGGUAGCGUACUUGGGACAUGUGAUCUCAAAAGAAGGAGUAUCUGCAGACCCUGAGAAGAUAGAAGCAAUGAGAAGCUGGUCUGUACCCAAGAACGUUACUGCCUUGCGUGGAUUUCUUGGCCUUACUGGCUACUACCGGAGAUUUGUGCUGAGUUAUGGGAAGAUUGCACGACCUCUGACAGAGUUGCUUAAGAAGGAAGGGUUUUGUUGGUCAGAAGCAGUCGAGAAGGCCUUUGUGAAGUUGAAGGAAGCAAUGUGCAAGUUACCUGUCCUGAGGCUUCCUGUUUUCACUAAGCCCUUUGUAGUUGAACUGAUGCUUCGGGGGUUGGAAUAUGUGCGGCCUGGCAAGGAGAAUAGAGUGGCUGAUUCUUUGUCAAGGCGUGUAGAGCUUACUGAGUUCAAAGAGUUUCAGUUGACAGCACCUUUGUCCAUUGACAUGGAUGAAUUGGCGUUGCAAGUGGAGCGAGAUGAAGCCUUGCAAGCUAUCAUAAAUGGUGUUAGUAACGGAGAUCAGGAGUUUGAUGGUUAUAGUGUGAAGGAGGGCGUUUUGUUUAAAGAUCGAUGUCUGGUGAUUCCCACCAAUUCACCUUUCAUACCGGCGUUGCUGAGCCAAUUCCACGCUAGUGCGAUAGGAGGUCACGAAGGGGUUCUCUAA
This is a messenger RNA of Brassica oleracea var. oleracea, 2685 nucleotides long. RefSeq lists its product as uncharacterized. Bases 1 to 2685 code for a protein of 894 amino acids. The transcript is spliced from 6 exons. The record is from RefSeq and is a predicted model, not a curated record. NCBI's taxonomy places the organism in Eukaryota, Viridiplantae, Streptophyta, Magnoliopsida, Brassicales, Brassicaceae.